ACGUAUCGCGAUUGCGCGUGAGCGCCCGGUAUAUCGUUCAGCUCGUGCUCUCUGCUCCGCGUUGCUUCACCGAGCGCGCGUGCAUUUACCUGCUGGAUCGCCGCGCACGCGCCAGCGCAAAUGGACGGAAGGACGGAUGGAUAGAUGGAGUGAUAGAAUGAGAUAAAAAGAGGAGAGCGCGAUAAGAAGUUGGAUGAUUUUGUCCACGCGCACACGCGAGAUGAUGCAGAGCUUUUAUCGACUCUCUCUUCCUCUGUCCGCUCGAGCUGCUGGUGAUCAUGUAGCUGCUGCAUUUUCCCAAGAUCUGCGAGAACCCCAGGCGAUGCAGAUGAUCCGCUGUGUGAUGGAGGGAUUUCUUUCACUCUUUACAGCGAGUUGGAAUGGAAUUUUUGGUCAAAUGCAAAGUGGUUUGUUUGGAGGAAGAAAAGAGAGACGUGUUUAAUGUGUGAUGUUUAAUGCAAGAAAAAAAAAGUGCUCGAGAUGAGAAAGGAGAAAUAAAUGCAGCCCCGUGUGAGGAUUUUACAGUUUAUUACAGAGCAAUACAUCAGCAGACUAUUUAAAGCCAUUUCCUUUCCAGAACCGACCCUGAAGAACAAAGAGUGUAAAGACUGAAGAGCGCCUCAGUGAGAGGAUUCAUGUAGAGCUGCUUUAUUUCUUUACACUGAUUUCCUCAGUUUUACACACUCACUUUGUUGGAUUGGGCAAAACCAGGAUCUUCUCAUCCUUCCGACUUGUUGUUUGCAGUGUGUUGUGCUUGUGGAGUAGUUUUGGAGUUAUGUAAGACCUACUUUAUGAUCCGUUGGGAAAACGCACUUCAGUGGGUGGACGCUGUAUUUUGGUGAAGGAUCUUUAUUUAGAAAGAAUCAGCAUCGUCCCGUUUUAGCGCUUUGCAGCAGCGGAAAUUGGAUGUCAGACAAGGUCUCUACAGCGUCACGAUGACCUCGGAAGAGGGGCCCGGACCGCUGGCCGUGGGUCAGAUGGGAGCUGGGCUGUGUGAAGACUACGGCCCUGUUCAAAGGGAUGACAUCAUAGAGGAGGUGGGGCCAGGUGAUGAUGUCAGCAGUGACCUCAGCACGUUGGUGGUGCCCUUCCCGGAGCUGGCGCCUGUGGUCUUCUUCUGCCUCAAGCAGACCACAUGUCCUCGCAACUGGUGCAUCCGCAUGGUGUCCAGCCCGUGGUUCGAGCGAGUCAGCAUCAUGGUGAUCCUGCUGAACUGUGUGACUCUGGGGAUGUACCAACCGUGUGAGAACAUCGACUGCACCUCAGACCGCUGUCAAAUCCUUCAGGCGUUUGAUGCGUUUAUUUACAUCUUCUUCGCUCUGGAGAUGGUGGUGAAGAUGGUGGCUCUGGGGAUCUUCGGCCGUCGCUGUUACCUUGGCGAUACAUGGAACAGGCUGGACUUUUUCAUCGUCAUGGCAGGGAUGGUAGAAUACUCCCUUGAUCUCCAGAACAUCAACCUCUCCGCCAUCAGGACAGUGCGAGUACUCAGACCACUCAAAGCCAUCAACAGAGUUCCCAGUAUGCGGAUCCUGGUGAACCUGCUCCUGGACACUCUGCCCAUGCUCGGAAACGUGCUGCUACUCUGCUUCUUUGUCUUCUUCAUCUUUGGCAUCAUUGGUGUGCAGCUGUGGGCGGGGCUUCUGCGCAACCGCUGCUACCCUGAGGAUAACUUCACACUUCCGUCUGGAGUCACGCUCCCCACCCCCUACUACCAGCCUCAGGAGGCAGAUGAGCGACCCUUCAUCUGCUCAUUAGCUCAGGAUAACGGGAUCGUGUCAUGCUCUGACAUUCCCCAACUGAGGGAGGGAGGGACAGAGUGCUGUUUGGAUAAAGAAGAUGCUCUUCAGGCCGUUGGAUCAGAAUCGUUUUCCAACACCAGUGCAAUGGGGCUCUGCGUCAACUGGAACCAGUACUACACCCGCUGUGAGACUGGAAACAGCAACCCCCACAAGGGUGCCAUUAAUUUUGACAACAUCGGCUAUGCUUGGAUUGUCAUCUUUCAGGUUAUCACAUUGGAAGGCUGGGUGGAGAUCAUGUACUACGUGAUGGAUGCUCACUCCUUCUACAACUUCAUCUACUUCAUCCUGCUCAUCAUUAUCGGCUCGUUCUUCAUGAUUAACCUGUGCCUGGUGGUCAUCGCCACGCAGUUCUCAGAGACGAAGCAGCGAGAGCAUCAGCUGAUGCAGGAGCAGCGAGCUCGCUGUUUGUCCUCCAGCACGUUGGCGUCUCUCACCGAGCCGGGCGACUGCUACGAGGAACUCUUCCAGCUGGUGUGUCACGUCCUCCGUAAGGCUCGCCGACGCUCCGUCGCCCUGUACUACACGCUCAGAGGGAAAGCCCCGCCUCCUGGAGGAGGGCGGGGUCGGAGAAGGGGAGGGGUUAAAGCUAUCAGAGGCGAGAUACAACAGUGUCGCUCUACUCAGGGUGAGGAAGUGUCUCACUGUCCUCACCACAGUAAAGUGGAGCACAGCACUCAGACUCUGGAUAAUUCUGUCCCUCUAGCCGUUCCUCCGAACCCUGAAGAUUGUCCUGAGUGCACUGCCCUGUCAAUCAGGGAGGGGGCGGGGCCAGGAGAGGACUUAGAGGAGGAGGAGGAAGAGGAUGAUGAAGAAGAAGUGGAUGGUCAGAAGAAAAAGAAGAAGAAAAAGAAGAAGAGGCGCUCCUGCUUUUGGAAAUGUAAGGACUUAUGGGAUGAGAUGAGACUGAAACUGUGGAGCAUCGUCGAAAGCAAAUAUUUUAACCGAGGAAUCAUGAUGGCCAUCCUCAUCAACACCAUCAGCAUGGGCAUCGAACACCACAACCAGGUAAAGCACAUCACCUUUAACCUCUCACCAGUAAUGUCUGCACUGUGAUUGGUGUUGUGUUUAUCUCACUUCUUCUGUGUGUGUGUGUGUGUGUGUGUGUGUGUGUGUGUCAGUGUGUGUGAGAUCAUCGGGCAGUCUGAUGGAGGUCUCUCCGUGUUGAGGACGUUCAGGUUGUUGAGGGUGAUAAAGCUGGUGCGCUUCAUGCCGGCUCUGCGCAGGCAGCUUGUCGUACUCAUGAAGACCAUGGACAAUGUGGCGACCUUCUGCAUGCUCCUCAUGCUCUUCAUCUUCAUUUUUAGUAUUUUGGGAAUGCACAUAUUCGGCUGUAAGUUCAGUCUGAAGACAGAAGCUGGAGAUACGGUUCCUGAUCGGAAAAACUUUGACUCUCUGCUGUGGGCCAUCGUCACUGUGUUUCAGAUCCUGACUCAGGAGGACUGGAACAUGGUUCUGUAUAACGGCAUGGCCUCCACGUCUCCUCUCGCUGCUCUCUACUUCGUGGCGUUGAUGACGUUUGGGAACUACGUCCUGUUCAACCUGCUGGUGGCCAUCCUGGUGGAGGGAUUUCAGGCCGAGGGUGAUGCUAACAGGUCGUACUCAGACGACGAUCGCUCCUCCUGUAACUUUGAUGAAAAGGAGAAAGAGAAAGAUCCUCUCCAGCUGUCAGAUCCUAAAAUCUGCACUCUGACCCCUAACGGUCAUCUGGACCUGGCGCCGAUGCCCAACGCUCUGGGAGUUUACCCUGCUGAGCGGCUAAGCUUUGCUUUGGGCUCCAGAAAGAGCAGUGUGAGUUCCCUCGGGAGAACUGGUCUGGAGCAGAGAGCUCUGUGUCCAAGUGGAGGAUCUCUGUACAGUUGGACUCGUCCGGUUCCUCAGGGUUUCUCGUGGAGCCGCAGGUCGAGCUGGAACAGCGUGGGGCGGACGAGCCGGAGUGUGGGGGUGGGCACAGGGGGCAGUCUGAGGGUGCGAGGCCCUCACUCAUACCAGGCUGAGCAUGAAUCCCUCCUUCUCUCUCCCCCUCCUCUACACCCUCAUCAUCCUCAUCAUCCUCCCCCUCCGCUCUUCUCCAGACACUUCGUCCCCCGUAGGGAUCGCCGUGCUCUCUCUCUGGAGCUCCCUGAGCUUCUCCAGGUCCCAGGAGCUCCACUCACCUCUCUGCACUCACAUCAGCGCAAGAAAAGUUUCUCAGGAGGACCGUCGGGUGCGCAGGAGCAUCAGGACUGCAACGGUAAGACGCCGGCAGCACAGCAGCAGAUCCUCAGUGAAGUUUAUCCACAAGUCAACACUCGCAAAGACCGAGAGGACCUGGAGGAUGAGAUCGACUACAGUUUAUGCUUCAGGAUCCAGAAGAUGAUUGAAGUUUAUCGUCCUGAUUGGUGUGAGACGAGAGAAGACUGGAGCGUUUUCCUCUUCUCACCUCGGAACAAGUUCAGGUUGAUGUGUCAGUCCAUCAUCGCCCAUAAGCUGUUCGACUACGUGGUGUUAGCCUUCAUCUUCUCCAACUGCAUCACUGUGGCUCUGGAGAGACCCAAAAUCCUCCAGGGCAGUUUGGAGAGACUUUUCCUCACCAUCUCUAAUUACAUCUUCACUGCGAUCUUCGUGGGUGAAAUGACUCUGAAGGUGGUGUCGAUGGGGUUGUACCUGGGUGAUCAAGCGUACCUGCGCAGCAGUUGGAACAUCCUCGAUGGCUUCUUGGUCUUUGUCUCGUUGAUUGACAUCGUGGUGUCGAUGGCGGGUGGAGCUAAGAUCCUGGGGGUUCUCAGGGUUCUCAGGCUCCUGCGCACGCUGCGCCCCCUCAGGGUUAUCAGUCGAGCUCCAGGCCUGAAGCUCGUGGUGGAGACUCUGAUAACGUCUCUGAAGCCCAUCGGGAACAUCGUUCUUAUCUGCUGUGCUUUUUUCAUCAUCUUUGGUAUCCUUGGAGUGCAGCUUUUUAAAGGAAAGUUCUUCCACUGCCUCGGUCUGGACGUCAGAAACGUCACCAACAAGUCUGACUGCCUGCUCGCCAAUUACAAGUGGGUUCAUCACAAGUACAACUUUGACAAUCUGGGACAGGCUCUCAUGUCCCUGUUUGUCCUCGCUUCCAAGGACGGUUGGGUGAACAUCAUGUAUCAUGGUCUGGAUGCUGUGGCUGUGGACCAGCAGCCCAUCACCAACAACAACCCCUGGAUGCUGCUGUACUUCAUCUCCUUCCUCCUCAUCGUCAGUUUCUUCGUGCUCAACAUGUUCGUAGGCGUGGUGGUGGAGAACUUCCACAAGUGCCGACAGCACCAGGAGGUGGAGGAGGCCAAGCGGAGGGAGGAGAAGCGACUCCGGCGCAUGGAGAAGAAGAGACGGAAAGCCCAGAAGUUGCCGUAUUACGCCAGUUACAGUCACGUCCGUCUGAUGAUCCACAACCUGUGCACUAAUCACUACCUGGACCUCUUCAUCACCUUCAUCAUCUGUGUGAACGUGGUGACCAUGUCUCUGGAGCACUACAGUCAGCCUCAUUCUCUGGAAAUCGCUCUCAAGUACUGUAAUUAUUUCUUCACCAGCACCUUUGUGCUCGAGGCCAUGCUGAAGCUCAUCGCAUUCGGUUUCAGACGUUUCUUCAAAGACAGGUGGAAUCAGUUGGAUCUGGCUAUAGUUUUGCUCUCAGUGAUGGGCAUUACACUUGAGGAGAUUGAGAUCAGCGCCGCUUUACCCAUCAACCCCACCAUCAUACGUAUCAUGAGGGUUCUGCGCAUCGCCCGUGUGCUGAAGCUGUUAAAGAUGGCGACAGGGAUGAGAGCUCUGCUUGACACAGUGGUACAGGCUCUACCUCAGGUGGGAAACCUCGGCCUCCUCUUCAUGCUGCUCUUCUUCAUCUACGCUGCGUUAGGAGUGGAACUGUUCGGAGAACUCGUGUGUAAUGAAGAUUAUCCGUGUGAGGGGAUGAGUCGACACGCCACCUUCGAGAACUUUGGCAUGGCGUUCCUCACACUCUUCCAAGUGUCCACUGGGGAUAACUGGAAUGGCAUCAUGAAGGACACACUGCGCGAGUGCCCCCAAGGCGAGUAUAACUGUAACCCGAGCCUUCAGUUCAUCUCUCCGCUCUACUUUGUGAGCUUCGUGUUGACGGCGCAGUUCGUCCUCAUUAACGUGGUGGUGGCCGUGUUAAUGAAACACCUUGACGACUCCAACAAGGAAGCACAGGAGGAAGCCGAGAUGGACGCUGAGAUAGAACUGGAGCUGGCCCACGGUGCCCUCUGCUGCAUGGGAGGUCUAGCUGCAGGAAUAGGAGGAGGAGCUGGAGGAGAAAUGAGAGGAGGAGAAGGAGAGAAGCAGGGAGGUGGAGGGAAUGGUGGAAGCACUGAAUCUGCACCACAUUCACCUGGAGAACAUAAAACUAACAGCUCCAACAAACUGUACUCGCCUGUACAGGAGAACAUCUGGUUGGACAGUGUGUCUCUGCUCAUUAAAGACACGUUUGAUGGAGAGAUGUUACUGAUAGACAAGCUCUCAGGUUCCGUCUUCCAUCAUUACUCGUCUCCAUCGACAUGUAAAGACUACAAGAGUCAUCCGGAGGAGAUCCACAUGGCCGAGCUGGAGCGAGUGUCUCUGAGAUCAGACAGAGGUUCAGACCCAUCGUCCUCCCCGGCGCGCCCAGACGACCUCGUCCAGGACGAGCAGAACGUUUAUCAGAUGGAGAAAAGCUUGGAGGAGGCAGCAGGGGGUGAAGAAGCAGCGAGAGCCGAGGGCGGAGGUCACAGAUGGCUCCGGAAGACAUACACACCAAACCGCCAUAGCAUCGGUGGGUCUCUGUGUAGCAGCAGUUUUAGAAGAAAUGAUAAUGGGACUAGAAGUGAUUCCUCCGCCGUCUUCCGUCUUCCCGCUGAGUUUUUCCAUCCAGCAGCAGCAGCUUUACCCGUACCCCCGAGGACUCGCCCGGGUCACAAGCACAGAGGCCCGAGGCUGAGCUCUCCAGCAUCCUGGGCUUCCCUUCGCUCACCUGGAGCUAACAGUGAACUUCUCACAGCACAGUACGCAUCUCACAGCGACUCGUCCUUGGCCACAGGAAGCUCAGAGGGAAGUCUGCAGACCACUAUGGAGGAAGGGCUUAGCUUCAGUGUCUCAUCUUCACAGGAACCCAACAGAGGACUUUCCACAGAGACACUGAGACCAGCCUUUGACCUCCAUGCUAACAGAGUGGACCAGAGCAGCUGCCAGGGUUCUUUACAUAGUUCCAACAAGGCCUGCAACAGUGAACAGUUUUCAGAAACACUGAGCAGCCUUUCUUUAACAUCACUGCUCUCGCCGAGCUCUCUGCUGCCCCAACUGGUUAAUAAGAGCAACAGCACUGGAAGUUUGGCUCGGGGGAAAGUGGGAAAGGACAGCAAAGGGGAAAAGGAAGGAUCAGAGGGAGUGCAACUGAUUAGUCUUCGGGGGACAGGAAAAGAAAAGGAAGAAGUGUCGGAAGGUGAAAUCACGAGUCAACAAAUAGAGGCAGGCUUGAGGAAAAACAGAUGAAACCCUCUUUUUGCAUCACACCUUACGUGGUUUGCGACUUUUCCUCUCCGUAUUUUUGUUGCAUUUUUCUGCUCGGAGACGUUCAAAGUUGGACACGUGAUGUUCCGUGUUAGGAACAAAAUAAGAACAAAUCCUGAUCUAGCACUGUCUCUCUUUUCAUCCGUGGCCUGGUCCUGUUUUCUAUUUUGCUCGAGAGAGGGAUGUAGAGGAGCAGGAUCCACUCCGACAUGCACCUCUUACCCUACAGAGCAACAGAAGCAGGGGACAAUACAAACAACCACCAAAUACUAAAUCCUGAUGGUUGAGGAAGCUCAAAUCAGGAUGUCCAAAUGCAAGCGCAGUAGGAUGUAGCGGUUUCGUUUAUGUUUUGGUAAAUUAAAUGAGUUAAAAUGGAAAAUAUUCAUUGAUAAAAAAAAAAUCGGUAGCAACCUUGAAAGGCUACGAAGCUAUAGCGAGGAACUUUUGCAUUUUAUGGAAAGGGCAUGCAGCUGGGAAGAAAGAUAUCGAAAGGGAUGAAAAAAAAAAUCCAAGCUAUAUUUAGCAGCAUUGUGCACACAAAGUAAAUGCUUGCAUGCGUCUGCGUGUGUGCGCAUAUUCGUGUGUAUGCGUAUGUGCGAUUGAAGCUCACUGAAUUCGGCAUUGUGCAGAAUGCAAUAAGGGGCCAAGAUCAGAGACUCGUUUCAAGGCCAAUAAGCUGGAAAUCUAAUUGCUGUCUGCGAAAAGGAGCAAAAAAAAGAAAAAUUGUAAAAAAAAAAAAAAAAAAAAAACCAUUAUUUUGCAUGACGGCAUCUCUUCACAGACAACUUGAAAUUUAAAAACUCACACAGAUCCGUAUGACGAUGUCAAUGCCGGACGAUAGCAGUGUGAUUUUUACUGAGGUAUUUUUUUAUAAACAGGUCAGCAGUAAUGGAAACGAGGGAAGUUACACGUGUUAUUGUUGCCUUGUCCUCAGUCCAGCCCUACUGUCUCUCUGUCCAAUUUUAAAUUGUCUCCUGCAAGUGACUUCCGAUUUUAUAACUUCGGUAUCGGGAGGGGAUUUUGUAUGUGGGACGAAACGAACAAAAAAAGAAGACGAAGAAGAAGAAGAGGAUGAAGUGAUGCUUGGGAAUUUCUGACUACAAAACAAGAAGCAAAGAAGGACUGAGCGGCUCUUGCAUCACCGAGCGGAACCAUCGCGGAGCAGCUGUGUCUGAAUUAACAGAGAGGUUAUGAAGAUGUCGUAAGAGCUGUAAUUUGAGUGUCAUAUGACGUUACUAGGUUUAUUAGAUUUACAACGGAUCCGAUUUUUUCAUCAUUACUCUGACACGGUUGGUUACCGGACUGCAAUAGGAUGCUACAUGCUAUCGUUCCUGGAAUUUUGCUAAUCGCACUCAUUCGCUCUAUCGGUAGCUAGCUUAGCUCGACCGGCUCACGUACAUCUUUUAAACCUAUAAAUAUGGCACUCAAAAUACUGGAGAGGAGAUGAUGUUUUAGUGUAGUCCUACCGUAGCACUUAGUGUCCCUGAUGUGUUGCUUUCUGUUCAUAGGAUUCAGGGGUUAUCGUUGAAAAAUGUUUGGCUUGACCUGUUGAUGACUUUCUUUUUGACUGCUAGAGGUUGUCUGUCCAUAAUGUGGCGAUGUCAUCAAGUGACCAUUGUACAGAAUAUCAAUGGUGUUGUGGUUUAGUCAAGACUACACUAGUUCUCGUCACAGUGCUCGACACAGUGUUAGCUUUAGGUUUAAAGUGUUAGGUUUUACAGAUUUAUUUCAUGAAAAUCAAAGACACAAAUAUGAAGGGCUUUCUCACUUUCCAAGAUCAUCUUGGACAUUUGAAGACAAAUCUGCUGUCAGUGGACCAGAAAACAGAUGGGAACCUGACGAUACAGCAAUAAAGCGUAGCUUUGUGUAUGCCCUGCGUCUAAACACGUCUAAAUAUGAUGUUAUUACGAUAGGAUAGAAUAGUGCACAUAGUGGACAUAACCUUGGGGGCCAAUCGGAACACGCCGUUUCUCAUCGUCUGAUAGGAUGAAAUGAAUAAAUGAGGUCAUUUAGAACUCAGGGCCUUGGAACAUACCACUAAGGAAAGAGCUGAAUUUUCAGACAGGAGUAAAGGAAGGAAAUCAUUUUUGUAAUCUUUCAUUAAUGCAUCAUGAACAUGGCACAACACUUUCAUGCUCUCACAGUUAAACAGAUGACCUUCAUCUCCAUCUUAAAAUGUUUCUCUUAUCCGUUACAAACGAGGGCCGAGAGUAGAACCUGACUAGAGUUGUGUUUUAAACCCAGUUCCAAUUCCAGGAACUCUGACAAAUCCAUUCUGCCCCAUUGGACCAAUCCAUUUAAUGGUCCUCAGAAAGCCUGACCAAUCCCACCAACAUAGCAGUUAUUAUUCUUUGUACCUGCUGGCAAUAUUUUUAAUGACCCCAGUUGGUCCUGGUUUCCUAAAAUGUAAAGAAAUCGGUUUAAACCAUUUACACCACAGAGACGCUGACGCGUAUAAGGCGGGUGCUGAAGGUCAUGAACGAACUUGCAAGCACAACUCUGCAUCAAAAACACCUCCAUGUCUUCUGAAAGCUUUAUAACUGAUCAUUCCUUCCUGCUUUCGUGGGACCGCCAGUUCUCCUGAUUAUUUUUUUUCCUGAUGCACAACUCUAGUUUUACUCUCUGAAGCCACGGUCCAAUAGAGGCUUUAGGAACAUGAUGUUGAUCACGGUGGAACCAGAUGAAGCUUUAAAACACAACUUUCCUGAAUUUUGAAAGUUCUAAAUAUCUACAGCUGGGUUUAAUUGGAGUUUUAGCAAACUAAUAUUAGCACGUCCUUCAUUUGGGAUCUUGUGCUUGCAAGACAAAGUGUCAGAGUAGAAAUGUGUGACAGUUCUCACCUUAUCUCAAUCAGAUAGUCGAUCUGCUGAUUAGAUUAACAUGUAACAAAUAAAUAAAUAAAUAAAUAAAUGAUGCAUUAAUCUGGAAAUCUGAACAAACCCCAGUGGAUUAUAUGAGAGUGUCAUGUCAUGUUUAUGAAGGCUUAUGUAGGUUUAAUGUCUAACAGUGUCGAGUAUUAGACGGGGUUUUUAUCGAGCACUGGAAGCCGGACGGACUCGCCACCGUACCAUUACUGAGCUUGAACGUAUGUACUUAUAUCUUUGUAUAUUGAUCUGCAUGUGUGCUAUGCUACCAAUGACGAUGAAACCUUCAUGCACAGUUUUCCAGUCUUUUUAGGGGUGAGAAAGAUUUUCCGUAAUGGGACGCACUCCGUUUUUCCCACACCCUAGAAGUCUUCCUGAGUUAUGUGGAGCUGAAGCAGUGUUGGUGUACCGAUCUACAUUUGUAGAUGCGUUUUUUUAUUGACACGUGACAUGUCCAGUCAUCAACAUGUGUAGCCACGAUUGACGCCUGUCAAUCAGCUGCUCGUCAGAACCGGAUUCUGUCCCCGUUCUCUCACCCAGCACACUUUCAGCAUUCCCUUAACUCCUCUUUUUAUUCCAAGCUUCCUGUUCUCAUUCUCUCUCUCUCACUCUUUCUCUUAGUUAUUCCCAACAUGUCCCAUAUUUAGUCAGAACUUCCUGUUCUCAUUAACACCGACUUCUUGAUCCUUAAUUCCUACUUUUUCCCAUAUUUGGUCAGAGCUUUCUACUCUUUCUUAUUAACUCUCUCACUAGACUUAAGUUUGCUGUCUUCUUCCUGCUCAUGGCUCUGCGCAUAUUUAUAUAGAAAUGUAAUGUAACUUUUUUUCACUAAUUUUCUACUUCCUGUUUCCUGUCAGCAUUUUUUUUGUUGUUUUGUUUUGUUUUGUUUUUUUCCACCUGGUUCUGAACCUUGCCUGUUUUUCUUUUUUCUUUUCUCCCCCCUGUGUUUUGCCCCCUGCCUGGUGUACCCACUAUGAUUAUUGGAAUAGCCCAAAAUAAACACAACUCUAAUUCUUUGCACUUG
Molecule: messenger RNA, 11192 nt
Organism: Tachysurus fulvidraco (yellow catfish)
Lineage: Eukaryota; Metazoa; Chordata; Actinopteri; Siluriformes; Bagridae
Product: voltage-dependent T-type calcium channel subunit alpha-1I-like
Exons: 37
Biological process (GO): sodium ion transmembrane transport; calcium ion transmembrane transport; positive regulation of calcium ion-dependent exocytosis
Cellular component (GO): voltage-gated calcium channel complex; plasma membrane; voltage-gated sodium channel complex
Molecular function (GO): low voltage-gated calcium channel activity; voltage-gated sodium channel activity
Source: RefSeq, a predicted model, not a curated record